Messenger RNA from Brienomyrus brachyistius, 3749 nucleotides. It is a transcript of the gene chrnb1l, whose product is annotated as cholinergic receptor, nicotinic, beta 1 (muscle) like. Gene Ontology annotation, biological process: chemical synaptic transmission; signal transduction; nervous system process. The transcript is spliced from 11 exons. Gene Ontology annotation, cellular component: synapse; postsynaptic membrane; neuron projection. The record is from RefSeq and is a predicted model, not a curated record. Bases 29 to 1681 code for a protein of 550 amino acids. Lineage: Eukaryota; Metazoa; Chordata; Actinopteri; Osteoglossiformes; Mormyridae. Gene Ontology annotation, molecular function: transmembrane signaling receptor activity; acetylcholine-gated monoatomic cation-selective channel activity.
AUCAGGAGGGGACGUUUUGGAAUACAGGAUGCCCAUACAAUACAUACAUGAACGAAGGAGGGCCUUCUCCAUUUCGUUUUGGGUAAAAGGUUGGAAUAGCUGCACAAAGACCAAAGCCAACCAGUGGAAGAGCCUAGAUAGAGCUGACAGCUGGGACGUGACCACAUGCACGGCCCCUUUUGGAUGCCUUCUGCCUGCCCCAAUGAUGAGAGAGAUGGUGACCGUUCUCCUGUGGACUGUAUGGAGCUACUGUCUGCUCAGUCUUUCAGCUGCUUCAGAAACAGAGAAGCUCUUACUGCGGAAGAUCUUCAAGGACUACAACCUGAAGGUGCGGCCUGCACGGCACUGGGAGGAGAAGGUGAUGGUGAGAGUGGGAAUGACUCUCUCGCAGCUCAUCAGCCUGAAUGAGAAGAAUGAGGAGAUGACGACCAAUGUGUUUAUGAAUCUGGCCUGGAAGGAUUACAGACUUUCCUGGAAUCCUGAGGAAUAUGACAACAUUCAGGUUCUGAGAAUCCCUCCAAACAAUGUGUGGCGUCCAGACAUCUACCUCAUCAACAACAAUGACGGUCACUUUGAUGUGGCCCUCUAUGUCAAUGUGCUGGUGUACAGUGACGGCACGGUGACCUGGCUCCCCCCGGCCAUCUACCGCAGCACCUGCUCUAUAGAGGUGGCGUACUUCCCCUUUGACUGGCAGAAUUGCUCCAUGGUUUUCCGGUCAUAUACCUAUGACUCUUCUGAGGUGGAUCUUCAGUAUGCUGUGGAUGAGAAUGGCCAGGAGAUUCAUGAAAUUAUAAUCGAUGAGAAUGCCUUUACUGAGAACGGGGAAUGGCAGAUCUGUCACAAGCCGUCCAGGAAGAAUGUCCGGGAGGAUCUGUAUGAGGACAUCACCUUCUACCUUAUUAUCGAAAGGAAGCCGCUCUUCUACAUCGUGAACAUUAUUGUGCCCUGCAUUCUUACCAGCGUUUUGGCCAUCUUUGUCUUCUAUCUCCCUCCCGAUGCAGGGGAGAAGAUGACCCUGUCCAUAUCUGUCCUCAUCGCUCUAACCGUCUUCAUGCUCCUGCUGGCCGACAAGGUCCCUGAAACCUCUCUAGGCAUCCCUAUCAUCGUCAAUUAUGUCAUGUUCACCAUGAUCCUGGUCACCUUCUCGGUCAUCCUCAGCGUGGUGGUGCUGAACCUCCACCACCGCUCGCCCAGCACUCACCACAUGCCGCUGUGGGUGCGUAAGGUGUUCAUCCAGUUCCUGCCCCCAUACCUGGGGAUGAAGCGGCCCCAUGCAGAGGAGUCCCCUGAGGAGGAGUGCAGGCAAGACACGCCCCUGUCCUGCCUGGAUAGCCGGAGGCCCGGUGGCGAGUACUUUGCCCGAAACAUCAACCCAGAGCUCGUGCGCCCAUGGAGAAGGAGGGGCGACAAUACAGUCCAGCUGCAGAGAUACUUUGACAGUGAUAACUACUGCCUGAUCCUGCCCCCUGAUCUCAAGUCAGCCAUUGCUGCUGUCACCUACAUGGCCGAACAACUAAAGAGGCAGGACACUGAUGAAACACUGAAAGGAGACUGGCAGUAUAUCGCCAUCGUGGUGGACCGGCUUUUCCUCUGGCUCUUUGUCGUUAUCACCACCCUGGGAACCUUGACCAUGUUCCUGGAUGCCAGCUUCAACUACACCCCCGAUCAGCCUUUCGCCUGAGACCAUUCCCAUAAUCUGGACCCCUGGAUCCUAGACUGCCAGUGUCAUUUUCACCUAUGGAGAAGAGAGAACUACACUUCCCAUGAUUCCAGUCUGGAGUGACACCAGCUUUGGUCUGUAGCUAAAAAUGCAUUCCAAACCACCCCAUUAGCAGUUUGUAGUUUUUCAGUAAGCGUAAUGGUUGUGGGCUGGCUAAGUAUAUAUACACAAUUAGCAAUACAUAUACAAACCUCCACAACACAUAGGAUUCUCAUUGUAGGUACUAAGGUGUAAUGCAAACUAUGAUACAAGAUAAGAAUAUAUGGCCAAUUCCAGCAUUAUGAAUAUAAUUCUAAUAUUGGCAAACAAAAUGCCUGGGAUUGCUGACAGGCUUAGUGCCAAUGAGUACAUUUGCAUAUCUUUUGAUGUAACCUCUUGGACUGAAUACAGACAAAUCUUGAAAAUUCAUGUUUUGAUUUACAUGUUGGAAAUAUAUAGCAUGUUGUCAGUGGGUGUGACAUCAAUGCUUGUAAUUGCCCAUCCACAGAAUUGCAAACCAAAUACACACUGAUCAGCCAAAACCUUAUGACCACCCUCACUUGAAAUGAAUAAUCUUGUAAAAACAGCGCGUGGGAUAUAUCUGCGAUAUAUAUUACACAGUAAGCUGACGUUCAAUACUCUUAGCCGGCAUGUUGAGUGCGGAAUAAAUAGGCAGAGAUGAAGAGCUGACUUUGGCAAGGGCCAGAUCAUUAUGGCCAGACGAUUGGGUUAGAACAUCUCUGAAAGGGCGACACCUGUGGAAGUGCUCAUGGUCUGCUGUGGUGAGUAUCUGCUGCAAGAGGUCCAAGGAGGGAAAACCCACGAUGCACACGCAGGGCGUUGGGCGGCCAAGGCUCGUCAGUGCGGAAUGUGAAUGAAGGUUGUUCCGUGUGGUACAAUCCAACAGAAAGUAACGACACACACAGGGCAUCGAGCCUUGCUGCAUAUGGGACUGGGUACCUCAGGUUAGACUUGCUGGUCCAACACAUCCCACAGAUUCUUGACACCUACUUAGCCGAUCACUUGUUGCAACAAAAAACAAGAUUCAUCAGACCAGGUGGGCUCUUCUUCUUCAGGUGGCCGUCGCUCCAGGGUCCAGUUCUGAUGCCCGUGUGUCCACCAUAGGAGCUUCCGAUGAUAGAUGGGAUUAUUGUGGUCCCUCUGACAGGUCUGCAGCUAUGUAGCCCCAUAAGUAAUAGGGCUCGUUGCCCUGUAUGUCGUUACACAGUUUUCCCAUUGCCGUCAUCAGCUUUAUCCGACAUUUCUGCCACAGUAGCCCUUCUGUUGGUUUGCCUUCAUUCACACCUCGCAUCGAUAAGUCUGAGUCGCCCAGUUAUCAGUUAAUGAUUUUUCCCCCUCAGUAGCUACUCACCACGGCUGACUCUGAUUACCCCGCAAGCCCUUGUCAUUUCAUUGACACUCUGACCCAGUCGUCUGGCCGUAACGAUUUCGUCCUCGUCAAAGUCGCUCGUAUAUCUAUCCCUGCUCAUUUCUUCUGCACUCAGCAUGUCGUGUAUUGAAUAUAAGCUUACCUCAUGAUACAUAACAGACCUUGACGCAGACCAUUUUUACGUGGCAGUCAAUGUUAUUUGGAUUAUGUGGAGGGGGUCAUAAAGUUUUGGCUUAUCAGUGUGACUUUUUUCUGUCAAGUUUUUCAGGCCAUGACCCCCAAGAUAACAGUGCCAGGUACUUUCGAUCCCCAUUUAGCCAACCUGUAGUGAACAAGCAACAAAUACAAAGUCCAAGGAGCGGUAAAUUGAAGGGUUACCUGGAAUGUAAUGGAACACUAGAUUUGUUAUUGUCCAAAAUGAAAAGUUCUGUCUGUUACAUUGCGAUGUAUCAAAAAAAUCACCCAAUGCUAGAAAUGUAUGCUGAGCCCCAGAAUUAAAGUAACAGUAUGUUGUAUUUUGAAGACCCCUAUUUUCACUCAGAAAUAUACAUUUUAAUUUGGUACUAUGGAGCAUACAAACAUAAUAGAAUAAUAGAAGCAAGUGGAAUUUAUAUUGGUAAUUAUUUAUAUAAUAAAUAUGUAAUUAUAGUUUGAUGAAAA